Molecule: messenger RNA, 3300 nt
Organism: Panicum virgatum (switchgrass)
Lineage: Eukaryota; Viridiplantae; Streptophyta; Magnoliopsida; Poales; Poaceae
Product: proteoglycan 4-like
Exons: 10
Coding region: 512-2923 (803 amino acids)
Source: RefSeq, a predicted model, not a curated record
GACCGCCCACCCAAAGCGCAGGCAGGCCCUGUUCGCUUGGCACCAGUGCUACAGUAUCGCUGUUGCUAUAGUACCACCACAUAUGACCAGAUUUUCUAUAUUUAGAAUUAGAACUCUACGUUAACCCUCACGUAAAUCAGCCCCAUCCAGCCGCUCCAGCCCAGCGAACGGGGUAGCAGUGUCUGGCUCACUCCACCAGUAGUAACUUCGUGCCCACACCGCUUCCUCGCCAAUCCGCACCUAAAUCCGGCGUGCUGGGCGCGAGCAAGGAAGGAAUCCCCGUUGCGAGGAAAGAAUCGCCGCCGGCGGAGGCUAGCUCCUCGGGCUGGGGCUGCAGGAGGCCGCGACCGGGCUGUUUCUGGCUCGUGCCCGGAUCUUGGGGAGAGGGACGCGCGGCGCCUCACCGCGACGGGGACGGAUCCGAUGCGUAGUCGGCCGGGUCGUGAUCAGCGGUUCCAUUCCAGGGUUUACAAGUUUUCCCAACAGUUAUGAAUUAGCUACACAAUAUAAGAUGGCAACUGAGGUCAAUCAAAACUUUUUUGCAUGGUCACAGGAGGAAACUUCUGUGCAGGAUAUUUCGCAGGGAACAUCGCAAGUGUUUGGUCAUGGUUCCAUAUCUUUUGGAAGAUUUGACUUGGAAUCAUUAGAAUGGGAGAAGUGGUCUGUAUUUGCUAAUGAUAGGCGUCAUGAAGAAUUUGGAAAGUUCAAUGGAUUGGUUGCUAAGAAGAAGGCAUACUUUGAAGAACACUUUAAGAGGAUUAGGGAGCUCAAGGCUUUACAGCAACAAAACCAGCAAACUGAACUUCAUCUGGAGUAUGGUGGUGAUAGCAGCAAUUCUAGUCAAACAGGAGAACAUGAACCAGCUGCAGACCAUGGAGCUCCUACUGAAUCUGGAACAUUUUUUGAUGAUUCCAUGGAGCAGACAACAACUGCAACCACAUUUGAGCAUGGAAUGGAAUGCAAUGGUUAUCAUGAGAAUGGGAGCAUAGUUAAUGAAAUUUCGGCGCCAGCUCAUUCUUCACCAGUUGGUGGCUUGCAGCAAAUUGGCAAACAAAUGAGAGGAGAUGUUAGUGGUGAAAUGGAUAUGUUGAAGCAACAUUCUAAUUCCAGCCAAAAUGAUCCUGGAAUGGCUCUUGAGAUUAUGAUAAGUCCUUCAAAAAUAAUUCCAAAGACUAUCAAGAUAGCGUCUAGUAAUGUUUCUGAUCACACAAUUGUUACUAAGGAACCUGAUUCAGGUAAACUCAGUGUGAUAAACCAGAUGGCAAAGUCAGAAAAUAUCCAGUCAUUGCGAAGACCAAGAGAAGCAACCAACAAUUUGGCUGGCACCGCAGCAAGAAGUGGUAUUACAGGCUUAAGAAGUCCUUCCUCGGCAACAUCACAACGGCCCUCAACCAGAGAACGGCGACCUGUCACCAGAGAUGCUUCAAGGAAACCUGCUGAAGUAACCACCCCAUGCCGCCCUUCUGUUUCUGAAAGACGCCCAGCCAUCAGAGAGUCAGCAAUAAAGCAUGCCAGCGAUGCUACCCUGUGUCGACCUUCUACCACUGACAGGCACAAUAUGACCAAAGAAUCAGCACUAAAGCAAUGCAACAUUGCUACUUCACAUCGACCUUCUACUGCUUACAGACGCUCUAUGACCAAAGAAUCAGCACCAAAGCUAUCCAACAUUGCUACUCCACAUCGACCUUCUACUGCUGACAGAUGCCCUAUGACCAAAGAAUCAGCACCAAAGCUAUCCAACAUUGCCACUCCACGACGACCUUCUACUGCUGACAGGCGCCCUGUCAUCAAAGAGUCAACACCAAAGCUAUCCAACAUUUCUACCCCACAUCGACCUUCUACUGCUGAUAGGCGCACUAUCACCAAAGAGUCAUAUCCAAAGCAUUUCAACAUUGCUAGCCCACGUAGACCUUCUACUGGCGAAAGGCGCACUAGCACAAGAGAUAUGACUACAAAAUAUGCUGGUAUUGCACCCUCAUGUCUGCUACCUGCUGUCAAACAACGCCAUAUGACUAGACAGGGCGCACAGAAGCAUGCUGAUGUUGUCACUCUGUGUCAUCCUUCUACCGCAGAGAGGCGCCUCAUUGUUAGCGAUGUUCCACCAAAGCAUGUCACUAUAGCUCUGCCAUGCAGGCCUUCUACUGCCGAGAGGUGCCCCAUUGCUAGAGAUGUUGCACUGAAGCAUGGUUCACCUCACAGGCCUUAUACCGCCGAGAAGCGCCCCAUUUCUAGAGAUAUUGAACCAAAGCAUGCUCCGCCUCACAGGCUUUCUACUGCUGAGAAACGUCCUGCUACCAGAGAGAUUGCAAGGAAGCAAACUGAUGUUGCCAUCUCAUGUUGCCCUUUGACUCCAGAUAGAUGCCUCACCAAAAAAAGUGACAAUUCCACCCCACGACGCCCUUCUACUGGAGAAAGGCGCCCUAUAACCAAUAGCACUACAAUGAAUCCGGAUCCAAAAACACCUAUUGGGUCAAGAACAAUGCCUAACUAUUCAAAGGGUGCUAUGGUCACAGAAGCUGCUCCCAAAAAGGCAAUAACUACCAGUGUUGCUAAAAGUAUUGUGCUGGAAAACAUAAGCUAUGCGAAAGAAAGGUUGGAAUUUCAAGUGGAUGGGAAGCAAAAGUCAAGCCCUUUUAACCUGCCUCCAAGGAAAAUGCUGACUUCCAAUGUUAGAGGUGACUGGGGUCUGGAAAAUUUCAGAAAGCCAAACAAGGAGGGUUUACAUGAGGGACUCCGGGCUCAAGCAUAUAAACCAAAUAACGUGACUCCACUGACUAGAAGUGUAAAGACAAGGGCUCCUGCGCCUCCACCACCUCCUCCCCCACCACGCGGAGCAUCUUGCACUGAGAGGAGGCUGUCGAAUGCCAACAAUUCACCUGCUGGUGGAAGGAAGCCAAAGGCCUCACCUCCGCACUGGCACUAACACAGUAUCUAGGAUGAUCCUGCAACAUAACUCUGAGGCGAAAUUGAAGCACUGACGUUACCUAGAAGCCACAGCCAAUGAACCAAGCUAGCAAUGCUGAUGUUAUCUUUCGUUUUUACUCGUCAUCUGUGUUAGAAUAACCGUAGUAAUGUAUAUGUAGCUAAUCAUGUCCACUAAUGCCUAAUGGCAUCGUAGAUUUGUAGUUGUACCAUCCCGGAUUUAACUAGGGCACUGUAUAUACCUGGAAUAAUUGAAGCUUUAGCUGAAGAAUAUCGUCCCGGAAAUUGUCCCCAGGAUUUGCAGGUCAUGUUCUUUGAUCCUGACGGAUGUCCAUACGGACGUCGGUUCAACCAAUUGAUAGUUCAUUACUAUCCGCA